GCUCCAAGGCUGCUCUCUCUCUCUCUGUCUCUCCUUAUCGGCCCUUCAUUGCCGUCUAUUCUCCUUGUCGAGCUCGUCAUGGAUCCCAAGGAGGCCGGCAGGGCUGAGAAGGAAAAGGUGAUAAAGCGGAGGAACCGGCCUGUGUUCCUGCGCUACCUGGAGAGGAGGAAGACCGACAGCAUUGUGGCUGAUGACAUUUCUAAAGCUGACAUCAACCUGGGGACGCUGGUGAGGCGAAGUCAGUCUGACAAGACGGAGUACAGCGCCAAACUUAAAGAGAAAAUGUCACCACAUGACUUAUCCACCCCUGCCUCCCCAGCUCUGGACCCAGAAGAGGUCCGUUUGAGAAAGAUGAAGCGCAGGUCAAAGGUCAUUCAAGAGCUGAUACAGACUGAAAAAGACUACCUCACUGACAUGGAGUUGUGUAUCCGGGAGGUGGUGCAGCCUUUAAGAAACAUGCAGGUUGUAGAUGUGGAUCGUCUGUUUACAAACAUGGAAACAGUGUGCGAGGUAUCAGCCGCACUCUUCCACAGACUCCAGGACGCCAUGUCUGACCCGGAUCCUGAGGCCGUUGUUAUAGGAGAAGUAUUCAUCCAGGCCAAGGCAGCUUUAGAAGACGUGUAUAAGAUUUACUGCUACCAUCACGACGACGCCAACAUGUCACUUAAAUCCUACGAGAAAGAGGAAGAAAUAAAGCAACACUUCACCACAUGUGUAUUAUCACUGAAAAAAAUCUACGACAUGGAAGGGAAGCCCAACCUUCUGGACAUGGGUUCGUUGCUCAUAAAGCCAGUUCAGAGGAUCAUGAAGUACCCGCUUCUGCUUGGUGAGCUGUGGCAGGCCACACCUGAAGACCACCCUGACUUCCGGCCACUGCAGGAGGCCUUUACUGCUGCCAAGAUCAUCAACGUCAACAUCAAUGAGUUCAAGAGGCGCAAGGACAUAGUAAUGAAGUAUAAAAAUUCGGAGGAUGAAGGAACUCUGCGCAAACUUCACAAGUUCAACAUCCACUCCAUCAGGAAGAAAGGUGACAGGUUCGCUGGUUAUCUCAAGAUCCUCACUGGAGUCGAACCACAGGUGAGAGAUGAAGUAUUUGAUAGAGAGGAGAAGCUCUUCAGAAGUCUGGAGAAAGGUGUAAGGCAGCUGGUUAAAAAUGUCCAAAGUUACCUGCAGUACAUUCAGGAGAUGGUGUCUGUAGCUGUGCACGAUGUCCACGAAAUGGAAACCAUCAUCCGGGAUUCAAACGGAUCGUCGUCGUACAACAAAAACGACGAACCCUAUGAGCACUAUAAAGACAACAUGGAGCGUCUGGUCCUCGCCCCUCUCUCAUCUCUUCAUGGGAUGUUCACCGCCCCCCAGAAGCUCAUCCAGAAACGUUAUGACAAACUACUGGAUUACUGCAGCUGCCUGGAGCGCUCGUCUUCUUUUUCAUCCUCGCAAUCGACCUCCACUUCAUCCCCGUGCCUGGCGUCCGUAGACCCGCCCGGUCCCGCCAGGAGGGACUACGAGGCUCUCAACGCUUUGCUAGUGGAGGAGUUACAGCGGUUCAACAUGGCGGCCUACACCAUCCUCAACAACUGCGUGGUGUAUUUAGUGGCCUUGCUUAUAGGCCUGAUGGAUGAAAUGCUGCUGGGUGCUCCCUCCAUGCAGCAGUUACCCGCUCCGUUGUCUAACAUCACUGAGGUGCAGAACAGCAUCAUGGAUGAGCUGAACAAUCUGACUUUUGUCAAGGAGAACGCACACAAGUUAAUGGAGCGGAAAGUCAGCUUCGAAAGGCAACGAGACAAGAAAAUAGCGACGCUAGAAGUAGAGCAUCAGACAGAAGAACAACGUGCCCGACUUCUGGCUGAAUAUCCUCCGAGUCAUCUGUACCAGCUGAAGAGGAAGUGUAAUGGCUGCCAGGAGCAGGACCUCAGCCUGCUGGAGGGGGAGCUGGUGGCCCUGCUGGAGGACACGGACCCCUUGGGUAGCAGCAGCCGCUGGCUGGUUCACACUGGAGGUGCACAGGGCUACGUCUACUCCACAUUCCUGAAGCAGUACAAGCCUCUGCGGGACUCGCAGCGAGGAGGCCAAGCGGCUAGACAGCAGCAAGAGCAGCAGCAACAGCCGCUCACCAUGGCCGACGAGGACUUUGAUGACCUGAGCCUUUUUGUGUCGGGCAGUGGGAGCAGCAGCCUGCGGAGCUUCAGUCUCAAUGCCACCGACAGCAGCUCCACCCUUUCGGGCCUUCAGGGGGACCUGGAGAGCACUGAAGACCUGGAGGCCUCCUUUGACACUGACGCUCAACAGUACUAUGCUGUAUAUGCAUUCCAAGCCCGCUGCGAACAGGAGCUGACCUUGCAGGAGUACCAGCAUGUGCGCAUUGUGCAGUUCUGCGAUCUGGGAGGUAACAAGGAGUGGUGGCUAGCGGAGGCCGACGGGCAGAGGGGAUACGUCCCGGCUAACUACCUUGGCAAGAUGUCCUAUGCUUGAAAAACAAAACAACAAAAACAGUCUGGUUGCUUAAAAUCUAUAAUUUUCACUGAAUGUUUCAACUGAAUGUCAACUAUUUCAGCUUUGUUAAAACAAACUGUAGAUCUUGUCAUAUUGACAACAUGACCUCGAUGAAGAACAUGUGAUGUUUCAAUGUUUAAAAUACAAGCUGCUGUGCUGAGCACUUUCAGACUGCAAGUACCACAGUGUUGAGUCUAGAAGUCAGAUUUUAUAUAUGAACAGCUUUUGAUGAAGCAUGUGAAAUGAUUUAUGAAAUUUUAAUGUGAAAUCAAAUACUCUGCGUCAUUGUUUAUAUUUUAUUAUGUGAUGAUUAAAGACAUACUCUGUGAA
This is a messenger RNA of Dunckerocampus dactyliophorus (ringed pipefish), 2823 nucleotides long. It is a transcript of the gene arhgef38, whose product is annotated as Rho guanine nucleotide exchange factor (GEF) 38. Lineage: Eukaryota; Metazoa; Chordata; Actinopteri; Syngnathiformes; Syngnathidae. Gene Ontology annotation, cellular component: cytoplasm. The transcript is spliced from 14 exons. Gene Ontology annotation, biological process: intracellular signal transduction. Bases 79 to 2472 code for a protein of 797 amino acids. The record is from RefSeq and is a predicted model, not a curated record. Gene Ontology annotation, molecular function: protein binding; guanyl-nucleotide exchange factor activity.